This is a messenger RNA of Emys orbicularis (European pond turtle), 786 nucleotides long. RefSeq names its product thyrotropin releasing hormone (gene TRH). The transcript is spliced from 2 exons. The record is from RefSeq and is a predicted model, not a curated record. Gene Ontology annotation, molecular function: thyrotropin-releasing hormone activity. The coding region runs from base 1 to 786 and encodes 261 amino acids. Gene Ontology annotation, cellular component: secretory granule; extracellular region. Gene Ontology annotation, biological process: histamine metabolic process; eating behavior; positive regulation of insulin secretion. NCBI's taxonomy places the organism in Eukaryota, Metazoa, Chordata, Testudines, Emydidae.
AUGACAUCCAUCCGGCUGCUGCUGCUCUCCCUGACUCUCUCCAGUGUCUGUGUCAGUCUGGGGCAGCCCAUUCCAGAGGCAAACGAGAAUGGAGAUAGAAGCCAUUUGGAUGACAUCCUGCAAAGGGCAGAAAGCAUCAUCCUUCGGUCUAUCCUCAAGAAAGCAGAAGAGGGGGAAGAGACUAAUAAAGAACCAAGCGCUCUUCAGCCAGACUGGUUUUCCAAAAGACAACACCCUGGGAAGAGAUUCCCCAGUGACCUAGAGAAGAGGCAGCACCCUGGGAAAAGGGAAGAUGAGGAAGAAGUGUCUUAUGGAGAAACUCAGAAGAGACAACAUCCAGGGAAAAGAGAGGAAGACGACGACCUUGACAGUGACAUGGAGCUGCAGAAGAGACAGCAUCCUGGCAGGAGGUCACUGUGGGACCAGUAUGUUGAUAUCCCUAGCACCCAACUGGCCUAUCUGAAUGAACUAUCCAAAAGGCAACACCCGGGCAAGAGGUCUCUGAUUUACAACAAGCGUCAGCAUCCUGGCAAGAGGAGCUGGGAUGACGAGCUGGAUCUGGGCGACCAAGACAUGGAGAAACGCCAGCACCCUGGAAGAAGAUACGUGGAUUCUGAAAGCCCAGAUUACGAUGCCCCCUGUGACCUCCAGGAUUCCUUCAACUGUAGCAAAGGCAGCUUCUUGCUCGAGUUACUAGAUAAUGUCAACAAGAGCAGAGUAGAAGAGAAGCGGCAGCAUCCUGGGAGGAGGUUUGCUUGGGAAGGUGAGGUGGGGGCAGAGGAGUGA